UUAAAAUAUAAACAGUUUGUAAAAUCAAGGUUACGGUGACGGAAUUUGAUUUGGAGAUGUAAAGAGUUUUUGAGAUUUUAAACAAGUGAUUGAUUUUAUGAUAUCGAUCUAUUUACUCGUGGAUAAGAAUGCUCGCUUUUGGGAAAUUUAUUGAUGAAAAAAUAAACUACCGAUUGCUUCUGUGCUUAAGAGUUGUUAAGAUAAGGAUACAUAUAUUGAAAUCUAUAGUUUUCAUAAGUAGCGCAGUAGAUCGAAGACAUGUUAAGGACUUGGACUUAAUUAUAUAAUUUUGUGGUGCUUGGAAUUAUAACAUUUGCUGCAGUUUAUAAAAAAGUAUAGGACACGUUAUUGAAAAAAGACUACAAUCAUGUAUAUGAAAUGAUAUAUGUAAAAUGAGUGUAAUACAAACCUAGACAAACUCUGAAUGGCCUGAGACUGACAUCAAUGUCUUGCUCUCGUGGAACAGAAUCGGUCGUACCUUAAAUUUUGAGGAUAAUUUGUUUGAGGGAACGACAAACGAAGGUAUCAACCCGAGCCGGACAACAAAUUAACUGCAAAAAUAAUCUCCGACGUAAAGCUCCUACUUAAUCUUUAUUUAACGUGGAAACAACGCUCGCUGCAAGUGGAGUUUGCACGACAUCAGUUUAUAUACCAACACCAUUCCCCGCUCGUGCGCGCGUGCACCAUGGCGUCCCUGAUCUCCACCAUCGGCGACCUUCUGCUUUGUCCGGUGUGCAAGGAGGUGCUCCGACAGCCGCGAACGCUCCCCUGUCAGCACUCCCUCUGCCACGAGUGCCUCAAGACGCUCAUUACCAAUGUUGACCGCCUUGAGCAGAGUCAUGGCGACUUCCCGUGCCCCGUGUGCAGGGCCGUCACCAAGCUGCCUAAGGCGAGCAGCAUUGAGAUACAGGUGGUUGCCUUUCCCAUCAACCGGCUCGUCCUGUCAAUGAUGGACGCUAUCACGCAGCACAGCGAUGACUGGCCCAAGUGUAAGCUCCACCCCGACAAGUCAGCUGACCUCGUGUGCGUCACGCACGAUAUUCUCGUGUGCAGUAAAUGCAUCCUGACGAGCCACCGUCAUUGUCGUGUGCUGGACAUGAACGAUUACGUCAAGAGUACGUACUACACGUCAAAAAUGAACGAUAUCAAUGAAAAUCUAACACGUUAUAAAAAUCACCUAGGAAUCAUAAUGGACGAAAUCUCAAAUAAAAUCGACGGCGUUUCUAAAGAUGAGGAGAGUCUUAUGUAUGAACUAAAGGGGUUGCGAGAUACGUUUAACUCGGCAUUUGACGCCCUUGAAGACAGGAUUCUGGCCAAAGGACAGACGUACAAGAAACAAGGUGUCACGUGCUUGCAGAAACAGCGAACCAUGCUUCAGGAGCUGACGACUGACAUCACGACCUCUAUUGGAGAGCUGAAGGAGGCCGGCGGCUCCGAUAUCCCCUCCAGGCGACUCCUGGCGCUACGCACCGCAGAGGCCAACCUAAAAAUGGUCGACAUGGAGAUGGCCAACAUAACGCUACCCGUCACUAACUUCAAAUUACAGUACGUACCAACAGGAUCCAGUGUUAGCGCUAAGAUGGAAGCGUGCAUGGUGAUGUUGAAAGACGCCGUAGACGUCGUCACGGACGAGGGCAGCUUUGAGGUUCCGCCCUUGCCACCGCCCGUCGUCACUAUCCCGCAGACACCAAAGAAGUCACCCGCGCAUGCGCGAACAAGACGUCCGCCGACGGAAGUGUGUGCCGUCAAAGUGAGCUCGUUCGGGGUCCGCAUGCAUAAUGACAAAAGUCCGUGUGACAUAACUGGAUCUACGAUAAUGCCGGACGGACGCCUGGUGCUGGUGGAUUAUAACAACAAGAAACUGAAGGUUCUUGAUAUUGAUUAUAAGCUAAUUUCUGAUUUCAAAACGGACGGCGCCUCGUUUGACGCUACCACCAUCCACAAUAGCCAAGUGGCUGUCACUGUACCGAAAGAAAAGAAGAUUCAUUUCCUGAGUUUACAAGAUGGCAUGCGAGUAUCGGACAGUAUUCAAACUAGAUUAGAAUGCUGGGGGAUCGAUUCAUUAGACGACAAGUUGGUGGUAGUAACAAACAGCGAUGAUCAUAUGAUUUUGUUUCUUAAUAGAAAAGGUACGGAACUUAUUUCUUGUAGUUUGGGGUCCCAGGAUCCAAACAUGAAAUGGCCGAUUUCUGUUUGCGUGGAAUCCAAGGACAGGAUAUUCGUGUCCUGUCAAGGCGAGGGUGACUCGGAUGAUAUAAAUGGCUGCCUGGUUGUGAUCGACUCGGCCGCUCAGGUGCGCAGCAUGUAUAUGGACCCGGGCCUCCGGAAACCGACCAGCUGCACGCGCGACGACGAUGGAAACAUCUUCAUCUGCGGGCUGACGUCAGCAAACGUGCACUUGAUCCAAAAGACGGGUGACCGCCUCGGUCAGGUGAUUUCCGGUCUCAGCAAGCCGAUCAACGUCAAGUUUUGUGCGGAAACCGGAAGUCUGCUGCUGAUGGAGCGGUUCUGCAAUGAUGUGGCAGUUUAUCAGCUGCAGGAAUGACUAACAGAGGAGGCCAGAACCAGGCUGUAGAGUUCUUAGGACACUUUGGCAUUUUGCGCAUAAGUGUGAAGGUAGAAAGUAUGCAGGAAGCAGAUUGGAAAGUGGUAUGUGAAAAAUAUCAGUAUGAGUAAUGAAAUACGGUAUAGCGGUAUUAUUUUGAAAACAUGACGGUACUACCUGUGUCUGAUGAAACGUGUUUCGAAAUCAGAUACAUAAAAGAGAACAAGUCCAGUAUUGUAGGCUUGUCAUAUGUUAAAGGUUAGUCUAUUUAAAAUUUAAAUAGACAGUUUGUGAAAAACCUUUAUAAGACACACCAGCAGCAGUUCUUUAGAAAAAAAUGUGUUCUUGUACGUGUAGUAUAUAUACACAAAGGUUCGCAACAGAACAAGAUGAUUAGAAAAAAAUUCAGGAGUGUUUUCAUUGAAGAAUUAGUGUAUGAAGCGCCAAAUCUACAUACACUGAAAUAUUUUGAGAGUUCUUCUAAGGAAUUAGUAUUAUGAUUAGAUAGACAGUGUGUGAUCGUAUAGGUUUGUUCGAGAUUUAACAUUUACU
This is a messenger RNA of Mya arenaria, 3097 nucleotides long. RefSeq lists its product as uncharacterized. Bases 686 to 2545 code for a protein of 619 amino acids. The transcript is spliced from 5 exons. Lineage: Eukaryota; Metazoa; Mollusca; Bivalvia; Myida; Myidae. The record is from RefSeq and is a predicted model, not a curated record.